Messenger RNA from Epithele typhae, 723 nucleotides. RefSeq names its product DUF846-domain-containing protein. The coding region runs from base 1 to 723 and encodes 240 amino acids. Lineage: Eukaryota; Fungi; Basidiomycota; Agaricomycetes; Polyporales; Epitheliaceae. Gene Ontology annotation, cellular component: Golgi membrane. The transcript is spliced from 9 exons. Gene Ontology annotation, biological process: vesicle-mediated transport; protein secretion. The record is from RefSeq and is a predicted model, not a curated record.
AUGAGCUCUAACACCCCAUUAUUCGACACCAUCGAGCCGGACGAGCCGGAGUACGAGCGGAGGACGUCCGCGACCGGCAACAUUGCGUCCGGCCCAGCACCCGCAGCGACCAACACUCGUACUGCACCGACACAAUUGGCGUCCACUCCGGGGGACGCAGAGUCAGGUGCACAGGCACGUACAUGUCGUCCUGCCUCAGUCUCGCGAUCGGCCCACCCAACUGUUCUAUUCUUUCUCUACGCAUUCCGCUCCGCAGCAUUGGCUGUGUACAUCCUGUGCGGCUUCUUCAUUUCCAGCUAUGUUCUUUCUUCCGUAAUCGUCGUGGUGUUGCUCGCGAUGGACUUCUGGAACUGUAAAAACGUCGCGGGUCGACGACUCGUGGGCCUGCGCUAUUGGAACCAGGUGGACGAUGAUGGUGAAAGCUACUGGGUGUUUGAAAGCCGUGAUGUCGCGGUGUACACCUUCCCAGUCGCGUGGGUCGCGCUCCUCAUCGUCGCGCUCAUAUCCAACCUCUCAUUCGUGCCGCUCGUCAUCCUCGCGCUCGUCUUCAAUGUCACGAACGCCAUCGGGUUCACAUACGCCGACCGCGACGCGAAGCAGAAGUGGGCGAACAACCUCGCCGCCUCGAGCUGGGGCGUGCCCGGUCUGGGCGGCCUGGGCGGCCAGCUCCUCACCGGCGUCGUCAAAACCAGCGUCGGCCGCGUCUUCAGUGGCGGUCGCUGA